This is a messenger RNA of Dicentrarchus labrax (European seabass), 1609 nucleotides long. RefSeq names its product CST complex subunit CTC1-like. Gene Ontology annotation, molecular function: single-stranded DNA binding. NCBI's taxonomy places the organism in Eukaryota, Metazoa, Chordata, Actinopteri, Moronidae. The transcript is spliced from 5 exons. The record is from RefSeq and is a predicted model, not a curated record. The coding region runs from base 51 to 494 and encodes 147 amino acids.
UGUGUUCGGACCAGCUGAGUGUGUGUGUGGUGAAGAAGAUAAAGGAGAACAUGUCCGUCACACACACCUUACCUGUCAGCUACAGGCCCGUGUCUGUGUCCGAGCUGCUCUCCCGCCAGCACCUGGCCUGCGUCAGUAACCUGUCCUGGAGCACCAAUCAGCAGCGAGCGUGGGCGAAGGAGGCGGAGCUUUCCCUGCCGGGUCACCGGGCUCUGCCGCGGGUCAACCUGCUGCUGAUUGGCUGUCUGAGAGAGGGGCGGGGCGGAGAGUGGAGGCUGCCGGACGCCAGCGGCAGCGUCAGGUGUGAGGACUCGUGGCCAGCGUGUGUCUGUCUGUGGUCAGGUGGGUUCAGUCUGCCCUCUGCUGGGUGUGGCAGGAACAACCUUCUUCUGUUUGUCACUGACAGACGGCUCACUCAGUCUACCUGUCCUCGUCAAGGACAGCAGCAGGUUGUGGUGGACUCAGUGUGUGUGUUGGUCAGAGUGUGUGUGUGACGGCGCUGCGUGUGUGUGUCCUACGAGGCUGGAGAGGAAACAACAUCCUGUGUGCGACCGACCAGUCUGAAAUACACACAAACUACACACACACUCCCGCAGACUACACACACGCUGACACACAGUCGGACACGCCCCCACCACUGAUGAUGUCACACGGUGAUGAUGAUGACUGUGAAGAGGCGGAGCACUGGGAACACUGGGCUCUGAUUGGCUGUGAGAAUGUUACCUGCUGUAUUGUUAACUGUGUGGUAAGUCCCGCCCCUCUGCUCUGAUAGGGCACUGUGACGGAGGUGGUGAGUGAGGGGGCGGGGCUCUAUGUGAUUGACGGGAAGGUGGGACUGUGCCUGGCCUAUCAGCCGACUCUGAGGAGGAAACUGAGAGCAGGAGACUGUGUGGAGGUUGGUGAGUCCCAGUGGAGGUUGGUGAGUCCCAGUGGAGGUUAGUGAGUCCCAGUGGAGAUUGGUGAGUCCCAGUGGAGGUUGGUGAGUCCCAGUGGAGGUUAGUGAGUCCCAGUGGAGAUUGGUGAGUCCCAGUGGAGGUUGGUGAGUCCCAGUGGAGGUUAGUGAGUCCCAGUGGAGAUUGGUGAGUCCCAGUGGAGGUUGGUGAGUCCCAGUGGAGGUUAGUGAGUCCCAGUGGAGGUGAGUGAGUCCCAGUGGAGGUUAGUGAGUCCCAGUGGAGGUUGGUGAGUCCCAGUGGAGGUGAGUGAGUCCCAGUGGAGGUGAGUGAGUCCCAGUGGAGGUUGGUGAGUCCCAGUGGAGGUGAGUGAGUCCCAGUGGAGGUGAGUGAGUCCCAGUGGAUGUUAGUGAGUCCCAGUGGAGGUUGGUGAGUCCCAGUGGAGGUUAGUGAGUCCCAGUGGAUGUUAGUGAGUCCCAGUGGAGGUUAGUGAGUCCCAGUGGAUGUUAGUGAGUCCCAGUGGAGGUUAGUGAGUCCCAGUGGAGGUGAGUCAGUCCCAGUGGAGGUUGGUGAGUCCCAGUGGAGGUGAGUGAGUCCCAGUGGAGGUGAGUGAGUCCCAGUGGAGGUGAGUGAGUCCCAGUGGAUGUUAGUGAGUCCCAGUGGAGGUUGGUGAGUCCCAGUGGAGGUUAGUGAGUCCCAGUGGAUGUUAGUGAGUCCCA